AUGGAGUGGGCACUGUUGAGAGCAGAGCACGCGAGCGCAGCCACUGUCGCAAGCAUACAGCCUGGCAUUAGCCUCGGGUGUGGCAUUGCGGCGCUGGCAUGCCGCUUUGAUGACGAGCGAAAUUACGACGUGCCGGGGGCCAGCCUAAGAAAGCAGCCAGUAUGUGCCAUGGAGCCGCACGGUAAUUACGAGCUGGCAGGUCCUGGGAUCCUCUUACCGCGCUGCUCCGCGAGCACGCCAUGCCGCCGGCGGGUAUUGAGAGAAGGAGAAGGCGCAGUAUGCAUCAGCCACGUCAUAUUGAUGGUUGAUAAGGGGUGUAGGGCGGCCCAUCUGCAGACCAGGGCGGGCGACGAGCGUCAAGAUGGGCUGGAAAUUAGAUGGGGUGGCCAAUCAGGGGCCGCGGGUACCUGGCGCUAG
Bipolaris victoriae FI3 is the source of this 417-nucleotide messenger RNA. RefSeq lists its product as hypothetical. Bases 1 to 417 code for a protein of 138 amino acids. The transcript is spliced from 3 exons. NCBI's taxonomy places the organism in Eukaryota, Fungi, Ascomycota, Dothideomycetes, Pleosporales, Pleosporaceae. The record is from RefSeq and is a predicted model, not a curated record.